GUGUAUCAGAAAGAUAUAUAUUAUUAGUAUGCAUUAUAAGACUUUUUUUGAGAAGAGAAUAUGAAGGUCUACAAGAGUUAAAAACUUACCCUAGGUUGCUGAAACCCAGGCCCAAACCCCCCUGUUUCAAUCCUAUCCCAAAGUGCUGAGAUUACAGUCAUGAGCCACUGCAUCCACCGGUAGUUUUUAAACUUCCCUGGUGAUUGCAAGUUGCAGCCAAAGUUGAGAAGGGCUGGAUAAAGAGUUCCCUGAACAAGUCAUGUUCAUCCCUGCCUCUGAGCUUUGCUAUUGCCUUCCUGUCUCAUAUGCUCAUGUUUUUCCCCUCUUUUCUCUCUCUCUCUGUUUUUGUUUGUUUGUUUGUUUUUUGUUUUUAGGCUCACUUUAAACUCUACCUGAAGGUCUGCCCUGACAGCCGCAGGCUGUGUGAAUCUCUUCCUUCUCUGCCCUUUCUGACUCUGUCUAUGCCAUGGUCAUGUUACCUGAGGCAGCCUCAUGGUCAUGGUUGAUGGCUCCAUAGAAGGGAAUCCUAGCACUUUAACUGGACUAUAAGAAUCCCAGAAGAAGGAAGCACAUUGUAUACUUUUAUAUCCUGACAACUUCUGGAACAUGUAAUAGAUGGCUAAUAAAUACAUGUUGCAUUGGAGGCUGCUGCUAACAUAUAUGAUAUCUUUGGGCAAGUUUGGAAAAUGCCCGAUAUAGGCUAAAAGUUAUACAAAGAUUCCCUUCCUUGGGGGUCCCUGUAGUUUCUGUACUGGGAAGCAUGGCUGGAUAUGCAGACGGUGGAUCAGGUUUCAGCCCCACACAACCCCUUGCCCAGGUGCCCCUGCCAGGGCAUAAUCUAUAUGCAUGACCUUCCUGCAAACCCAAGCACGGUUGGUGUGGGAGAAAGUGACUCAGGACCCACAAGUGAGGCUUUUCCACAUGCUGAAGCCUCUUCCUGACUAACACAGCUUGCCCAGGUUUGGGUGUACAAUGCACACACAGCAGUAGCUACCCACUGUCAUUUGGAUUCAUUAAAAAUAAAAUCAUCUCAUAAGUUUGCAAAUGUUCAUUUUUUAUUUUUUUAUUUUUUGCAUUACAAAACUUUCAUAUUUCCCCUGUGUACAGAAGUAUAAUUUUGAGUGUGUUUCUUUAUGUGUAAGGUGAGAGUGGCAAGAAUAUAAAAUCUUUACCUGUUACUCCUAGUUUUUCUUGGGCUGGGGAGGGGCAGUAGGACUGGAAUAUUCACUGAUGGGCACCCAGGCCCUGGACUGAAAUUUCCUGUGAAUGCUUCAGCUAACCCUGUUGUGAUGAAUCCUUUAGCAAUUUCUGCCCCAGGGAGGACUAAGGCAAGCCAGGGUCCCUGUAGUCCCUCUGGGGCUGCCCAAAAGGUUUUCCUUUCUAUGACAGGCCAUGGAGGAGCUGGUGGAUGAGGGGCUGGUGAAAGCCCUUGGCAUCUCCAAUUUCAACCACUUCCAGAUCGAGAGGCUCUUGAACAAACCUGGACUGAAAUACAAACCAGUGACUAACCAGGUUGAGUGUCACCCGUACCUCACGCAGGAGAAACUGAUCCAGUACUGCCACUCCAAGGGCAUCACCGUUACAGCCCACAGCCCCCUGGGCUCUCCAGAUAGACCUUGGGCCAAGCCAGAGGACCCUUCCCUGCUGGAGGAUCCCAAGAUUAAGGAGAUUGCUGCAAAGCACAAGAAAACCACAGCCCAGGUUCUCAUCCGUUUCCAUAUCCAGAGGAAUGUGAUUGUGAUCCCCAAGUCUGUGACACCGGCACGCAUUGUUGAGAACAUUCAGGUCUUUGACUUUAAAUUGAGUGAUGAGGAGAUGGCAACCAUCCUCAGCUUCAACAGAAACUGGAGGGCCUGCACCGGGUUGCAAUCCUCUCAUUUGGAGGACUACCCCUACGAUGCAGAAUAUUGAGGUUGAAUCUCCUGGAGACAUUACACAGGGGAUUCUCUUUCUUCGCUGAAGUGUGACUAUCUCCACUCACGUCCUAUUUUAGCCAAGCUUAUCUGAGAUCACAGUGAACUUCAUCCUGCUGUAGACCAGAAUUGAGGUGCUGUUUUAGACAUGUAUUUCUGUAUGUGCAACUAGGAUCAGAAUAUCACAGAAAAACAUGGCUUGAAUAAGCAGAUGACAAUUUUUUCCACUUCUCUGAUCUGAACAAAUAUUUGUUAAGCACAAGAAAUUCUGCCAACACUGAGGAUGUAAAGAUCAAUAAUAAAAAAUAAUGAUGGUAACCAA
Cercocebus atys (sooty mangabey) is the source of this 2235-nucleotide messenger RNA. RefSeq names its product aldo-keto reductase family 1 member B10-like. NCBI's taxonomy places the organism in Eukaryota, Metazoa, Chordata, Mammalia, Primates, Cercopithecidae. The record is from RefSeq and is a predicted model, not a curated record. Gene Ontology annotation, molecular function: oxidoreductase activity. Bases 1393 to 1911 code for a protein of 172 amino acids. The transcript has 6 exons.